GUGAGCAUCGGUACGUACGUAUGCACCACACACGAAAUGAAUUCACACACACAUUCACACACAUACAUACAUGUAGGCUGUCUGUCUAUCUACCCGCGAUAUUUCCCUUUCCCCUUCUGACCGACCAGGCCAUUCAUGUACUUCUGCAUGAGGGUCUGGUACUCCUCAGUGGCCCACACACGCUUGACGGUCUCGGUCCCAGGCAGCGAUGGUAUCCGCCAGCGAAUGAAGUCCUCCAAAGUCAUGCGCGUGACCAUCUCGGGGUCGAGAGUGGCCGUCUCGAGUGAGCCGACGUGGUAGUCCUUGUAGCGGUCCUCAGGGAAGUGAACGUGCCGGCCUGCUCGUGUCGUCGUGCCCUGUGGCUGAGCUGCCUGCUCAGCUGGGGGCUGAGCUGCAGGUGCUGGUGGGUCAGCUGCCAUUGCUGGUGCCGCUGCAGGGGGCUCGUUGGCAUGCUGCUGCUGUGCGGGUGGCGGCGCCGGGAUCGCUGGUGCGGGUGCAGGUGCGUCAUGAUGCUGCUGCUGCUGCUGUUGUAGUGGUGGUGGUGGUGCCGCCUCGUCGUCCAGGUGGCCCGCACCGUCAUGCUGCUGGUCAGCGACGUCGCCAUUGCCUGGGUCCUGCUGUUCAUCAUGCUGUUGCGGAUCGGCCGCGCCAUGGUCGUGUUGGUCUGCACCUUCCUGCUCUUGUUGCUGAGGUUGCUCCCCUUCUGAGCCGUCGUUCUCGGAUGCAGCCGCAGCGGGCAGAGGGGCUGCUGGUGCUGGUGGUUGAGGUGCUGGUGCUGGCGGCUGUGGUGGAGGCACAUUUUGCUGGAUGAGUGGCGGUGCAGCAGGAUGCGGUUGAGCGAAGUAGCCGUGCGGUGGGCAGGGAGGUGGUCUUGGUUGUGGUGGUGUCGGCACGGCAGUAGUGGCAGGGAAGGGCGCCGCGGUUGUGGUCGUCUUGCUCGCCGUCUUGAGAGGGAAGACCGACUCGUAAACCGACACAUCACGUGACUCAACUACCACCGAACGAUCAGGGAUGAACACACAGUGCACGUCCUUUGUGUUCUCCUUCCUGCCCAGGUACACCCCCUUCUCAGCCUUGAAAUCAAAUGGAUGACGGCGAGGACCCUCAGGUGCCUUGCGUUGGUGGACGUAGGCGAGCGCACCAAAGGCAUGGAUGUCCUUGUAGUCGGGCUUGACACCACGAAGGGCUUCGAUGGGGGUCAUCAGACGCUCACGAGACAAGGCAGCAUGCGGCAUACGGUUCCUCAGGUAGGUCGCCCACUUGACGGCGUACGGCCACAGCAAGUCGCGAAACGCCCACAGUCCGCUCUGGUGCAGCAGCUUUCUCGACAUGUCCACGAUGAUGCCUAUGGAGCGCUCGACGAUGCCAUUCUGGUGCU
This is a messenger RNA of Vitrella brassicaformis, 1378 nucleotides long. Lineage: Eukaryota; Vitrellaceae. The record is from the annotation of a GenBank genome assembly.